UGUUCAAACUGUCAAAGAUAUGAAUACUUUGCAAUCUCUUAUUUCAGAGACUCAAAAUACACAUUCUGUGCUAGAGAUCACAAAACUAGUGAGUAUAAAUAUGAAACAUGCUUAAAAAGAGAUGAAAUAUGUCAACAUACUCUGCUUAAGUACUUCAAUU
Blastomyces gilchristii SLH14081 is the source of this 160-nucleotide messenger RNA. RefSeq lists its product as uncharacterized. The annotation marks the transcript as partial. NCBI's taxonomy places the organism in Eukaryota, Fungi, Ascomycota, Eurotiomycetes, Onygenales, Ajellomycetaceae. The transcript has a single exon. The record is from RefSeq and is a predicted model, not a curated record.